This is a messenger RNA of Biomphalaria glabrata, 1954 nucleotides long. Its product is annotated as nucleoporin NUP42-like. Lineage: Eukaryota; Metazoa; Mollusca; Gastropoda; Planorbidae. Gene Ontology annotation, molecular function: metal ion binding. The transcript has 8 exons. The record is from RefSeq and is a predicted model, not a curated record. Bases 283 to 1629 code for a protein of 448 amino acids.
AAAUAAAUGUUAAAAUACAAGAAAAGUAAUCAUUUUUUCCCCACAUUGAAAAGGUGCUGGUACUCCGUACCGGUGCAUACCGUCACAAAAAAAAGCACUGGACUUAAUAGAUCUAUAGUAUAAUAGUCGGUGUUAGUUUAUGUGACUAGUGACUAGAUAUUUAGAAUCAGGUUCCUCUUAUAUUUUAAGAAUAUGCAGAAAAAAAUGCAGAUUACAAAUAUAUCAUGUAUAGAAUCUAGCUAGAUCUAAGUCUAGAGUCUAUCCAAGUCUCCAAAUCCUAGAAUGCCUGUGUGUCAAUUUUUCCUGGAAGGCCGAUGCAGAUAUGGAGAACGUUGUCGGAAUGAACAUCCUCGAGGUGGGGUCCAGAGAAAUCUGUUUGGAGGAGGAGGAGGGGAACGUAAGAUCACAUUUAGAGACAGCUUUAAUAAUGCUGGUCAGAAUGAAAAGUACAAAUGGUCUUCAAGUAACCAACAGUACCAGGCCACGUCACAGAGCUCACUAGAUGUUGUGAGUAAUUUGCCAAAAGAAAUGGAAACUUUUGAAAGUUCUAAAAUGUGGCCUUUGACAUGUAUUGGUCUAGAAGGAUAUACAAAGUCUUUACCAGACUUUGUGGAUACAAGUUUUGAAGAGCUAAGACUUGCUGCUUAUCAAGCCCUGAAGGAAAACAAUUUCAAAACCUUUGCAGACAGAUAUCACCAACAGCUUGAAGAAGUGAAAACAAAGAGAGAUGUCUUAAAGCACGUCACCAUGGAAACCAAAUCUAAACUGAUCUCAUUUUUGGAUGCUGCCAGAACACAACUGUCUCAAGGCCCAGAAACUCAUGGAUCUGAAAUGAAUACUUCUAGUCUGUUUAACCAACAAAAGACCAACUCAGCAUUCAAUUCAUUGAGUCUAUUUAGCCAACAAAGCCCAGUCACUGGUUCAAACAGCAAUGUUGAUCUAUUCAGCACCGGGCCAAACAGUUGGUUUAGUAGUCAAAGAGGUGGAGAUGUUGGCAGCUCAGUGUUUGGUUCAUCAACUGCUGCUUCACAGUCUACAUUGGAUUCGGCCACAGUCACUUCCAGUUCAGUCACAAACUUUGGAACUCCUGCAAUGACAUUGUUUGGAAAACCUGUGAAAUCUCUUUUUGGAGAAGAGAACAAACCUACAACGAACCAAAACAUUUUUUCACAACCUUCUUCAAUAUUUGGUGGCAAUGCUGCCUCAGUGUUUAAUAGUAGUACUGCCUCUACAUUUGGGGGCAAUGCUGCCUCUACAUUUGGGGGCAAUGCUGCCUCUACAUUUGGGGGCAAUGCUGCCUCUACAUUUGGGGGCAAUGCUGCCUCUACAUUUGGGGGAAAUAAUACCUCUACAUUUGGGGGCAAUGCUGCCUCUACAUUUGGGGGAAAUAAUACCUCUACAUUUGGUGGAAAUGGUAUCAUCAGUGAUUUUGUGUCCUCACAGACAAGCACUCCCUUGAUUCAGUCCUCUCCAGGUAAACCAUUUCCAAAAGCAACAGUUGCUCAGGCUUCUGGAAUCUAUUCUCAACUGACUGAUCUCAAUGAUCAAGAGAAAGAAGCUUUUAUGGCCAAGUCUUUUCAGCUGGGUCACAUCCCCCUUCGUCCACCACCAGUUGAACUGAUCAAUUGAAAGAGUAAGUCAGCCAAAGAACUUAUCAAGCAAAAAGGAUGCUAAAAGCAUAAGUAAUGUGACUGAUAGUAACAAUAGGAUUUCAUGAGACAAAAGGAGACUGGGCUCAUCAGGAUAUAUGACAAGCAGAAUGUAAUAAGUUUUAAAAUAACUAACAAGAUGUAAUCACAGCUUUUAAAUAACUAACAAGAUGUAAUCACAGUUUUUAAACUAACAAGAUGUAAUCACAGUGCUUUGUUUCACAGUAUUUUAGGACUAGUGACAACUAGGCCUGUGAUAAAAGCAUUGUUUUUAUAUGUCCAAAUAAAAAAUGUUUACUUCUAAA